GCAUAUAAAAGAGCAAUGAGAUCCAUCUGUACCAAGCUGUGUCUUUCAGACUCUUCCAGACUCAACCAGUCGUCUUUAGAAGUCUUCUCCAAGAUGUUUGCAUUCUUAUUCUUGGCUGGUCUGUUCUCUUCGACUUGGGCAAGUCUCAAUCUUCACGAUGGGCCGCUGCUUCCCCCAGCAACAGCUUUCACCUUUGAGGUGACAAGUUCAGUACUGACCAAGCCUACGACUUGCUACAUCACAUCCGGUAUGGUUUCUCAAUGCCGAAGGAAGCGUGGAAUGGAAGAGAGGCCCUUAAUUAUUCACUUCGAUGACGAUCUGGAAGUUGCACCAUCGGCCGUUCUCCCGGUGGAAACGACGGCCGUUCCCCGGGCAAUCAAUUCACUGGACAUUUUUAAGGGAAACAAUGUUUUCAGCUCGUUCGACGAUUCCUAUUUCAACACGCAGAACCUUUUCAGUCAGCUGACAGCCAAGGGCGGUAGCAAUGUCAUCACGGUUGGUGAUUGCGGUCGAUCUACCGUCAAUCUCGUCCAAUUCCUUUCCUGUUUGGGUUUGACUGUCCAGGAAACAACUACAUUGACGGCCACCUUCACGCAAACCGAAACCUUGUCCAGCGGUUACGCUAUAAUGACUGUCUUGGGUUGCACUCCAGCAGGUUUUCCUUACACUUAUUGUCCGUCAACUGUAACUGCAACAAAAAAGUUAGAUUUAAUGCCAAGUAUGCCGGACAUUGUGACUUCCGAAAUUACCAGUCCCGACACUUCGCCCAAAACGAAAUCCAAGCCCAGGAAUCGUCUCUAAGAAAAAGAAAUUGCCAAAACUCUCGGCCCAAGACGCAAACUUCUGAUGUCUGAAGAAUAUUUUGCUUAUUCCGUUUAUGUGUUUAGACCAUGAACUUUUCUUUUGCUAACUAAAUUAUAGAAAUAAUAAUUCCCGCUGGUCGGUGGAAUAAUUGAAAAUGCUUUUUAUGCUUAACACGCUUUUAUAUCUGUUCAAUUUAUACAAGAACAAACUAAAUAAAUAUAUGGUGUCUGUAAAA
This is a messenger RNA of Daphnia magna, 1039 nucleotides long. RefSeq lists its product as uncharacterized. The transcript is spliced from 2 exons. Lineage: Eukaryota; Metazoa; Arthropoda; Branchiopoda; Diplostraca; Daphniidae. The record is from RefSeq and is a predicted model, not a curated record. The coding region runs from base 16 to 801 and encodes 261 amino acids.